Exophiala xenobiotica is the source of this 1381-nucleotide messenger RNA. RefSeq lists its product as uncharacterized. The transcript has 2 exons. The coding region runs from base 257 to 1312 and encodes 351 amino acids. NCBI's taxonomy places the organism in Eukaryota, Fungi, Ascomycota, Eurotiomycetes, Chaetothyriales, Herpotrichiellaceae. Gene Ontology annotation, molecular function: L-serine ammonia-lyase activity; threonine deaminase activity. Gene Ontology annotation, biological process: L-serine catabolic process; L-threonine catabolic process. The record is from RefSeq and is a predicted model, not a curated record.
CCAACGGCGGGGAGAAUCGCCGUAGGAUCCCAUCUUAUCCCGUGCUCAAGUUGGCCGUUAGUGGUAUCCCCAUGGUCAGGUUCGCCGUUAGUGGAAAUGACAAGCAUUCAUCGGAUGAGAUAUCAGUAUCGUCUCCCCGGGCACUGCGUUACCUCUCUCUAUUUCGACUCGUUAUCGCUUCCUACGCUGAUCUGAACUGGCCCUGUAUCAUCGGACUUGACCUUAAUCCGGCAGCCAUCGAGGAGCUCCAAGCAAAAUGGACAGGCGCAACUCGCAGCCUUGGGCAACGACACCUUUGAUCGAGAGUCGAGCCCUUUCGGAAGCGGCAGAGUGCAGAGUCUUCCUGAAGCUCGACAACCUUCAACCCGCGGGAUCUUUCAAGUCCAGAGGCAUAGGAAACUAUAUCCUUCGACGUGCUGCGGAGCGUCAUGGGCAGCCAAUACACUUCUAUGCAGCAUCCGGGGGCAAUGCAGGUAUUGCUUGCGUCCAUGCGGCCAAAUCGCUCGGAUAUCCUGCCACCGUGGUGAUCCCCAGAAGUGCAAAGCCUGCAAUGGUUCGGAAACUGCGCGCCAUGGGGGCGACCGAGGUCAUCCAGCACGGCGCCAGCAUCGCAGAAGCCCAGGAGCACAUCGAGACGGUUCUGCUGCCACUUGACCCUACUGGCGUCUUCGUACCCCCUUUCGACCAUCCAGACAUUUGGGACGGCAACGCGACAAUCAUGAGCGAGAUUGCCGUGCAGCUUGGCGGCAAGCCGGACGUUGUCGUCUGCAGCAUCGGAGGUGGGGGCUUGAUCAAUGGUAUUAUGCAAGUGCUCGACGACAACGGUUGGAGCGAAGACGUGCAAGUACUGGCAAUGGAAACGAAGGGUGCCGACUCGUUGAAUCAAUCUCUCCUGGCAGGAGAGCUCAUUACUCUGCCGCGCAUCACGUCUCAAGCAACAAGUCUCGGUGUUGUCAAAGUCUCAGAGAGGACCUUCGAGUAUGCCCAACGGCCGAACGUUACAAGUCUUGUGCUCUCCGAUGCAGAAGCCGCGCGAGGGUGUUGUCUGCUGGCGGAACACGAGAGAAUGAUGGUCGAGCUAACUGUCGGUGUCAAUGUACCCGUCUGCUAUGAUGGCCUCUUGCAAAGGGUACUAGGGUCGCGAAAGGUUCUGGACAGAUCGAGCAAAGUCGUGAUCGUCGUCUGCGGUGGGAACGACAUCUCUGUCGAAAUGCUCAUGGAUUGGUAUAGAACAACCUUGGGCGAGGAGGAUUUGCAAGAGACCACAAUUGCUAGUGUACCAAGACCUACGUCGACCAAGCUAACAGCAUGAGACAACGUAUAGGAUGCGGCGUUAAGGGUUUCUCGAUAGUGUUGCAAUAUAUCCACUUGCGUAUUGAAA